AUGGAUACAUUAUUAUCUUCUUUGGCUAGAUCCACUAGAAUGCGAGAGGAGGGGGAAGCAGAAGAGCGAGUGGGGAGUCCUAACAAUACUGCAAUUUCGGAUCCUUCACAGGCACCAAUACCUGCAGCGACUAAUAUGGAAAAAGAUCCCUUCAUAACUCCUUCACGACCACCAACAAAAACGCUAGAUAUACCAACACUCACGCGUAGUGGCCCAAUAAAACAGCCCUCAUUCACUCAUCCACCACACGUAGACGGCAGAUCUACAUCUUCAGCAUGCUCAUCACCAGCCAACUCCCUUUUACCAAACACAUUUCUCAGAUCUCUACACCUGACGCCCUCUUCAGCAUCACUGGGAUACGAGGCUUCUGUAGCAAUUGCUUCGGUUGAGGCUGCAGAACGCGUGAGGGAGCGAUCAGCGAGGCAUAUACGGCAUCGAUCUGUGUCAAUCACAUCGGUUGGGGCACCGUUUUGGAGCUGGGAAUAUCUGGAUUCCAUAUGUGAGGAUGAACGACGACAACCGUUUGAUGGGUUGCCGGUAGUGCAGAAUUAUGGUGCUGCUGGUGCGCGGAAUCAUGUUGUGGAACCGACUCCUUUGCCGAAGAGUAUUCUCUUUGUGCUAUGCAUUAUAAUAUUUUCAGAGCCUAUGAGCAUGACAAUCCUCUUUCCGUUCGUGUACUUUAUGGUACGAGACUUUGGAAUGACGGACGAGAAAGACAUUGGAUUCUAUGUGGGAUUUAUCGCUUCUGCCUUCAGCUUGGCUCAAUUCUUGACCUCCAUUUGGUGGGGAUGGCUAUCUGACAAAAUUGGACGACGACCAGUGUUAUUGAUUGGCCUACUGGGCAACGCGUUGUCUGUAAUACUUUUCGGAACAAGCAAUUCGUUGAGAUGGUGUAUAUUGUCGAGAGCUCUGUGUGGUUUCUUAAACGGAAACAUAGGAGUUGCGAAAUGUGUCAUGGGCGAAGUAACUGAUUCUACAAACCAAGCCAAAGGAUUCAGUAUCUUUGGACUCGUAUGGGGAGUUGGAUCAAUAAUGGGGCCUGUCAUUGGCGGCGUCCUGGCCAAACCAGCCGAAAAAUGGCCAGAAAUAUUCGCACCCUUCCCCCUCCUCGUCAAGUACCCCUACCUACUUCCUUGCAUAGUUUCUGCAUUCAUCAGCUGUAUCGGCCUCGUAGUCGGUUGCGUGUUUCUCGAAGAGACAGCACCUGGCAGAGGAAGUGGUACAUUCUCACAACGGGGACUAUCACAUACAGCAGAGGAAGAACGACCGUUGCUCAGUAACAGCACAACAGCACCAUCAGAUAUAGUUAUUGAAGACGAGACUGAUCAGUGUCGUGCCGAGUUAUCACGAUGGGAGUCUGAUGCGACAGCUGUUGGCGAAUCGCAAGUUGCAGGUACCAAGACUGGGAAACCGGAUGCUUUGUGGUCGAUUGGAAGUGUUGCGAAAAAGACAAUAUUUGCGUAUUCUAUGCUGUCGUUUCAGAAUAUCAUGUUGGAUGAAGUGUUUUCGUUGUGGACUGUUACACCUCCGAGAGAUGGUGGUCUCGGAUUCACAUCAACAGACAUUGGAUUCUCGCUCUCGAUCAUGGGAGUUGUGACACUCAUAUGCCAGCUCGGUCUAUACCCAUCUCUAUCCCGUCGCUUUGGAGCUGCUACAUUGUAUAGAAUAGCAAUGCCCUGUUACAUAUUCGUUUUCCUUGCAUACCCUCUGGUCUCUACCUAUGUGUCUACCGGUGAAGGAGGAAGUCGUGAUGGUUUCGUAUGGCCCGUGUUGUUACUAGUCAUGACGUGCCGAACAUUUUUGAAUGUUUGUGCAUUUACGAGUAUCAUGAUUAUGAUCAACAAUGCAGCACCCUUGGGCAAACUAGGAAUAGUAAACGGCAUCAGUCAAACAUCUGCUGCGUUUGUUAGGAGUGUUGGACCAUGUCUCGGUGGCUCAUUAUGGGCCUGGAGUCUCACAAACAGCCAAGCAUUCCCACUAAACCACUGGUUUGUCUUCUUCUUUCUCAUGGUGAUGGGAUCUCUCGCAUCUCUACAAAGCUGGAUUGUGCUGCCUUCUAUGGCCGAAACUUUAUCAAGACAAGAAUACGGUUCACUAUCAAGCGGACAUGUCUGA
This is a messenger RNA of Synchytrium microbalum, 2115 nucleotides long. RefSeq lists its product as uncharacterized. The transcript is spliced from 8 exons. Gene Ontology annotation, molecular function: transmembrane transporter activity. The record is from RefSeq and is a predicted model, not a curated record. Lineage: Eukaryota; Fungi; Chytridiomycota; Chytridiomycetes; Synchytriales; Synchytriaceae. The coding region runs from base 1 to 2115 and encodes 704 amino acids. Gene Ontology annotation, biological process: transmembrane transport.